Messenger RNA from Bactrocera oleae (olive fruit fly), 9287 nucleotides. The record is from RefSeq and is a predicted model, not a curated record. Lineage: Eukaryota; Metazoa; Arthropoda; Insecta; Diptera; Tephritidae.
GCUCAGCGUUGCGUGGCGUUCAGUUCUUUUUUAAACGGUGCGCGGUGUAAUUCUAAUUCGAUUGAGUAAUAGCUCAACUCGCAACGCAUCAUCGCACGUUUUAGCGUACUAAGUUUAAUUUGUACACGCAAAAAACUACAUUACUAGAAGAAAAUUGCACACAUAGGUCCAAGCCUAUUCAUGCGUGUUUGAAUUACUGGAACCAACGGUUGCUCUAAAUAUACACACCCUAAUUGACUUUUUGCUAUAUGUUCUCAAACAAAAAAAGUUAUAAAACUGCCAAAAACCCCAAACGCAAACUUCUUUAUUUGAACAAAAAAAAACUGCUGUUUACUACUGAAAAACACUUUAAAUGCAAGCUUCACCUAUCAAUUUUUCCAACAAACGUGCCAAACUCAAAGUCUUCCUUUCUUCCAGCAAACAAUAGUGCCUUAAAUUUUACUUAUAAUUAGUAAUAAAGUAAAAUUCACAACCAAAAACCAUUAACCUGAACUAGCAGAAUACAGAAAAUCAACCAACUAUGCGUUACAAAUGAAAAACAACAACAAAGAAAAAUCACUAUAACAUAUGUACAAAUUAUAUACAAUAAAAAUGUAUUGGGCUGAACAUAAUAAAUAUGCUGUGAAGUUGCAGUAAAAGUGUUCUUGAAGAUUGCUCGAGUUAAACGAAAAUCAGAAACACACACACAUACACAUAUACAUACACAAUCAAAAAUUCAGAACAAAGAAACAAAAUUUUCCAAUUAUUAGUUUACAAAUAAAUAAAUGAAUCAGAAAACAUAUCACAAAUCUCAGUAUAAAUGUAACCAAGAAUACCACAAAAUAGUUCAAUUGGCUCACCAACACACCCACACAUUGGAUUACUUUUAAUUGGAUUACAUUGGAUUUAUAUACCAAAAUUUAUUGAAAAUAAGUCGAAAGAGAAAACCUACACGCUGGCUUACAACAACGACGAGAGUUCAGUGCAAGAAACCCUCUCACAACUGGAUUACUACGCAUAUUGGUUGACACACUGUUUGGGAAGAUACCACACUGACCAAGGAGCUAUGGACCAGCAAUUCUGCCUACGCUGGAACAAUCAUCCGACGAACCUAACUGGCGUGCUAACCUCGUUGCUGCAGAGGGAGGCACUAUGUGAUGUGACGCUGGCAUGCGACGGUGAAACAGUCAAGGCACAUCAAACCAUUCUAUCAGCAUGUAGCCCAUAUUUCGAGACAAUUUUCCUGCAAAACCGCCAUCCACAUCCUAUCAUCUAUUUAAAAGAUGUCAGAUACUCAGAAAUGCGCUCCCUGCUAGACUUCAUGUACAAAGGCGAAGUCAAUGUCGGUCAGAGUUCGCUGCCGAUGUUCCUCAAAACAGCGGAGAGUCUACAGGUUCGUGGUCUAACGGACAACAAUAACCUCAACUAUCGCACGGAACACCGUGAUUCGCCCAUAUCCUCGCCCACCGGCCGUAUACCGUACAGUAGUGGCGGUCUCGGUGGUGGCGGUAGUGGCGGUAGCGAAUGUGAGCCACGCGAACGCGAUCAACAGUUACGUGGCCGCGGUACUGAACGCGAAAUGCGUGACGAAAUGCAUUCACAUCGCAGCAGCAGCAGUUUGAGCGAACGUAAUGCCGCUGCAGCAGCAGCAGCUACCACUGCAAAUGUGGGCAGUGUGAGUGCUAGUCUACAAUCUGCAGCAGCAGCUUUGGGCUUAGGAGAACGUUCGCCAAUCACAGCGGCCGCAAUGGCUGCCGCAGUAGCGGCUGCGGCCACACGCAGUGCCAGCGCCGAUCCGCUCGGUGGUUCAACGAAUACAGCCUGUUCCGGCGGCACUAUCAGCGGUGCUGGUGGCAUAUUGAAUAGUCGCAACAGCGAUGCGAAUAGUGAGCGCAGCGUUAGUGGUGGCGGUGGUGCUGGCAAUGGGGGCAACUGUGGCGAUCGUAGCAGCAGCAUUGGUCGCGAACGCGCCGAUAGUCGUGAUGAACUCAUGCAGCUAGACUAUAGUAACAAGGAUAACAGAGAUCGUGAUAGGGAGAUGUCCACCACGCCGGUGGACCAUAUAGGUAGUAAUAAGCGAAGACGUAAGAACUCAUCCAACUGUGAUAAUUCGUUGACCUCGACGCAUAACGCAAAUGUACAGGAUAGGCACUACACACAGGAUUCUCAGGCAUCCUCGCGCAGCAAUUUUAAAUCGAGUCCCGUGCCAAAAACUGGCAGCACGUCUGAAUCGGAGGAUGCCAUCAUCACAGGUAUUAACGAACGGCGUGAUUCACCACUUUCCGUCAGUCAAUUGAGUAUCAGUGGUGGCGGACUAGGUGGCGUAGGUAGCGGCAGUGUUAGUGCGAUUCCCAGUAGUAUUGGUCUCAGUCAUGCGCUUAGUAUUAAACAAGAAUUAAUUGAAGCACAGCAACAGCUGCAACAACAACAACGUGAGACUCAUGUACCUUUGCCAACCGAAUACUUGCCGCCCGGUGCAUUGAAGCUACACUCCGAGGAAAUGUCUCAACUAUUAUCCUCACAUGGCCUACAGCAAGAGAGUCGAGAAGAUCAGAACGAUGGUAAACAGCUACCACUGGAUCAGUCGGAUAACAUUGAUGGGCAAUUGGGACGUCACCAUCUAUCCGUUACGCCGCUAUCGACUACAUCAUCCGGUUCACCGCCGCCGCCACCACCACCACCGCACGCGCUCACCAUGCAUCUGAGUGCCGCGUUAAAAAACGAAUACCAUCAAUUCGACAUAAUACGCGCCGGCGGUGGCAAUCACAACACUAACGGCGGCCCACCAUCGCAUCUCUACAAUCAAACGUCUCCGGGAGGUUUAGGCAACGGUCCAGGUGCCAAUAGCGCCAUCGUACACAAUUCGCAUCAUCAAAUGUCCUAUCACAAUAUGUUUACGCAAUCACGCGAACCGGGUACAAUGUGGCGUUGCCGUUCCUGUGGCAAGGAGGUUACCAAUCGAUGGCAUCACUUUCACUCGCACACCGCCCAGCGCUCACUAUGCCCCUAUUGUCCGGCCACCUACAGCCGCAUCGACACGCUGCGCUCUCACCUGCGGGUGAAACAUCCCGAGAGAUUACUCAAAUUGAGCCCAACAUUGUAAGUAGCGCAGCAGCGACAGCAUUAAGCGACGAUGACGCCACAAAAGAGGCUGAACUGAACUGCUCCACUGAAAAAAGUUGUAUAAACAAUUCUAUACAAACCCAUGUGUACGUAUGUAUGCAUACAAUUUUGAAACACAUACAUACAUACACAUUUUUAUUCAAUAGCUCAAGUGGUGUAAUAAGUGAAAUUGAAAUGUGCACAUAUAUACAUAGAUACUUAUACAAUUCAAAUAUAUACCAGCAAUAGAGGCAAUGAGACAUAAUGUACACACGCAUACAUAUAUGUAUAUAUGAAAACGCCAAAAAUUCAUAAAAAGCUGAAAAGAGUCUGUGUAAAUAUAUAUGUACAUAGAGUUACUCACAGCAGCAGCAGUGUUGUUGAGCAGGAUAAGUGAUCUUUUUCAUAACGGUUGAGAGGCUGUUAGGUGGCAGCCAACAAUACAACGGACCAACAGACCUGCCUUUGUGUUGGCUACCUUGCAACUUGAAAUAAUUAAUGCGCUAUUUGCCAACAGCAAGUCAACACGCAGCCACCGAGAUCUAGCGAGCGCCAACUGUUCCACCAAAAAAGCAGACAACUAAAUAAGCGAGCUCUAUUGUCAUUCGCUUUCACAUAUGUACAAUAUAAAUAUAUGAUUGCUACUAUUGAUAUAAUUAUUAUUACAUACAUACAUACAUAAAUAUAUGCUUAGAUGCAUGCUUAAAUAUUAUUAAAUAGAUUUUGUAACUCAAUACCUUUUAGCGGUGUACUAUUUCAUGUGCUAAUCGGCGAUCAUAAUAAGUGUCUCCUAUUAAAUUUAUGUGUACAUAUAAAAUAUAUAUAUACAUACCUAUAUGCAUAAAUGAUAGCAAUUAAAAACUAAACUGAGAAAACUACAUACGCGUAAUUUUAAUAUCUUGUUAGGGUCUCCUGUUUCUUAAGGAUAUAAGUCUGUAAACUUUUUAUUAGAUUUUAAAAAUUUAUAUUUUUAAAAGAUUUCAUCGAUAUUUUCAAGUGAGUUUUCAAAUGUUUAUUAUUACACACCAUUCAAAAAAUCUAAACUGCAAGGAAUCGUGUAGAGUUUGUAAAAAAAUUUUAAAAAUUCCCGUAGAUUAUUUAUAUAGCACCCACUAAAUGUAAGCAGAUUUUAUAUGUUAACGCGCUUCUUAAAACUUUUUGAUGUAUUUUAACCCUAAAAUUGCCCUCGAUAUGUAUAACAACAGCGAUUGCUUUAAAUAAAAUAUAACAUAUUAAUAUGUAUUUAGACAACACAAAAUAUUAAAGAAAAUGUUUAGUGUUUGAAGCACCUCUAAUGUACUCUAAAAACAACAAAACACAAAUAUGUACGUACAUACCUACAUUUGUCAAGCACUUUAGCAAUAGCCUAACUAAAGAUGAUCCUUUAAAAAUGUCUCUUCAUACUAGACGGUUAGGUAACAUUUAAAAUCAAUAAAAUUUUUAAACAUCUAAAGAGUAUUAGAAAUUAACUAAUAUUUUACUAUUACAAUCUUAAUCUGCAUUCAACAAUUCUCAAUAUUAAAAUUUUCAAAUGGAAAAUAACAAACAAGACUAUGCAAAUAUUAGUGUUAAUCACUUUUUAAAUAAAUGAAAAAAAAAUUUAAAGCAUAAUUCAGUACAACAAUAAAAAUUAAGAAACUAUUUUAUUAGAAUCAUUUUUAUUGUUUUAAUGUUACCAUAUUUUCGACAAUUCCUAUCGUCAUUUUUUCAACAAAAAUCCGUUAUUUGGAUUUUGUAGUUUUUAUUUUAUUAUUAUUUUUUUUUGUGUGACUAUCUUCCUCUUGUUUUAGAAGUAAUCCUAAAGAAUUGUGUGCUUGUAUGACUAAUGAAAUAAUCUAGAAAUGAAUACCAUUGAGUAAGAAGUAAAAACACAAAUGUUUCUCAUAAAAAUUGGAAACACUUCAAAUUCAAAAUAUAAUUGUUUCGGAACUACGGUAAGGAAAUAUAUAUUUAAAAAAAUAAACAUAUUUAUUUAUAAACCACUGGUUUCGUCUUACUCAGUUGCUUAUAACUAAAAGAACUUUAUUUCGUUUUAAGUUUCUCAAAAAAUAAAACAAAAGUAAACAGUUUUCACAUGUUAAAAACGUUAUCAAAUUCAAAUCGUCUACAACUUUCUCUUUAACCAUUUUAGUACCAUUUUCUUAGCCUAAUUGCUCGCAUCCAAUAGAUGGCGCCAGCUCCAUCACGAAUAAUUAAACUAAAAUAAAAAUCAGCGGUUUCACAACAGGCAAUUGUUAACAAACAAAAUUGAAGAAAUGUCAUAAUCAAAAAUAACCAAAAAUUUGCAAAACAACACAACCAAAAAGGUUAGCAUAAGCUAAAAAUUGAAGUGUAAAACAUAGAGAGAAUCAUCUGAAAUAUGAAAUUAAAUAUACAUAUGUAAGUGAAAUGUCUAGAGAAUAACCGAGGAGCAAAGCAAAAGAAAUGAGCGGAAAUUAAAAAAAAACUUACUACUUCAAUAAAUAGUACUACUAUGAUAAGUAAAAAAUAAGGAACAUAACAAAAAAUUAUUAAACACAAAAUUUGACAAAAUAAUAAAAUUAAAUUCACUAAAGUGUUUUAGAGGCGUAAAAUUUGGUUUCUAAUACAUGUACUUGAGACUAUAUAAAUGUAAAGCGCAUACCUUCAUACUAAGAUUUACUGAAAAUCUUUGUGCUCAAACAAUUUGAAUGCAAUUAGCAGUAAUAUUGGGUUAUUUUUAUGAAUAAUAUAUUCAAUGCGCUUUGUGCAGAACUUGCUCGGUGUGAAUCAAUUUUUAAUAACACAAAUUUUACAAUAAAAUUAAUAAAAAUAUAAUUGUUUUAGCGCCAAGCUUAAAAUACUAUAAAAGAGUGUACAUAAGUAUAUAGAAAGUAAGUAAAUGAAAUAUAUUCACGAAGUGUUUAAGAGUCUACACUAAAUAUUGCACAACACUUAUUCCUUAAUUAAUUAGUUACUCGCUACGUUAGAUGUAGUGAUGCUCGCUACUCAAUCGACGAGUUACCCAUCCUACCACCUCAUUACAAUUACUUGUGUGGGAGUGAGCACGGAGAGUAGUUACGAAGUAAUGAUUGCUCGUGCCCUACAGUCUGUUAAUUAGAUAAACUUUCAUUUGUGUAAUUAUUUGUAAAUUUUGUGCCCUUUAGAUGCUUACAACAAAAGCAAUUACAAUUAAUUUGGGCUUUCUUUAAAGUUAUGCUGUAAUGUAUUUAGUAAUUUUAAGUGUUUUAAUUUUUAAGUUAAACAAAGCAAAGAUUAUUUUGCAGCAACUACAAACAAAAAUCAAUAUACCUCAAAUGCAUUUCAAUUUUAAUAAAUACUUACAUAUACUUUUAAAAAUUAAAUGUGUGAAAGUAGCUACUAAAUAUACUAUAUAUCAUUAGUUACAUAUGUGCUAUUAUAUUAUGUAUUGUGUUAAGUUAGUGCAAAUACAAACUGAAAAGCAAAAAAGUGUUCUGUGUAUUUUAGGUUUUAAAUUUUUAACAUAUAAUUUUGCUUAAAUAUUAUUAGAAAUAUUAAAUCACUUUUCAUAUUAAAGCUUAUAUAAAAGUGAAAAGCAGUUUGUAAAGUAAAAUUCUUAUUAAAAUAAAGCAUUGAACUCUGUCUGGCAACACAGUUCGCAUAUAGAUUUGUAUGUCUAUGUGUAGUUAGCAUUUAUAUGUAUUCCGCUUGUUAACAAAAAAUUACAAAAAAAUAUUAAUAAAUAAAUAUGAAACAGUUCGGUUAUUGUUAAGCGAUUAUAACUACUUUUGUGCAACCAAGCUGGUCUUUUUCACCAUUUACAUGCUACUUCAUGAAUUACAGUUGUUUAUGGUUGUAAUUAACUUAAUUUUAGCUGAUAGUUUUUAAAUUUAAAUUUUAAGUGCCAAUUUGCUGCAAACGCUUCACUGUCAAAGCAGUGUGAAAAGAAAAUACGUUUAAACACAGUCCGAAUGGCAAGCGUAAUGUGCACUCGCUAUAAAGAAUCCUAUUUUUAUGAAGAAAAACAUAUAUAUACCUAUGAACUAAGUUGGUUAUUAUAUAAUUACUUACACAUACACACACACGUUUACAAAUAUGUAUAAAAUAUUAGCAUAUGCAAACAUUUUAUUGCACAACUUUUUAGUUUACACGCGUGUCUAAAAAAUCAUGUUAUUUUGCUUCUUUAUUAUUAUAAUUUUUUCGAUUUUAAGUUUUGUUUGUAACUUUGUAUAAGAUUUUUUACGUUUCAAAAUUAUAAUUAAAACUUAUCAAUAAUAUAAACGUAAUUGAAGAGAAAACAAAUCAAAUUAUAUAAAAAUUAAAAUUAACGGAAAUUUAUGUGAAAAACAUUUAAUUAAAAAAAUCGGCGUUAAUGCUGGACAUUGAAGUUUUGUGAUAUUCAAAAUUAUUAUUUUUGGAAAUAAGUUUAGUUUUAAAAUAAUGAUUUAUUGUAGAAAUCACAUUGAAAACUCAUUUAAAGCAUUUCGAAAAAUUGUUCAUGUGAUAUUUUCGGUAUCAAAAGCACAAUAAAAAUACCUAAGUAACGAAAAUUAACAGAGUGGUCACUAUUCUGAAUCUUUAAUAGCAAAAAAACAAUAAAACAAAAUAGCAAACAAAAUUCCCUUUCGGCUCUCGUCCUUAGCACAAAAUGUCAAGCAUUAAAAAUAUUUAUGUAAGUCGUAAUAAGUAUAUUUCUAAACAUUUGAAAUCUGUAAAAAUGUUAUAGUCAUCUAGUAAAUAAAAUUUUAAGUAAUGUACUUUUGUUUUUAACGUUUUAGCUGUUUAUGAUUUAAUUUUUAAUAUUUUUUAAUUUUUGCUUUUCAUUAAUUCUAAUUUGUUUAUAGGUUAUAUGUUAAAAACGAAAUUUGUGUAUUCAUUUUGUUACAAUAAACUACAAAAUUUAUGUACCAAAAAAUGUUUAAAUAAAAAAUAUUACAAAAAAAAUUAUCUUACUCUUUGUUUCUUACCUAAGAUUUGUUUUUAGGUUAUGUCGUACCAAUCAAUAAUGCUUUUUCCAUCAAUUAACAGAUUCUUUUAUUUAUUUAUUUUCUUUUUUGUUGUGUAAGAUACAACAUUUUUUUAUUUUUACAAACUGUUGUUGCUUGCAGGCAGCUAUUGAAUAUUACACAUAACCUCAAAUAGUUUAAAAUGAUUUGUACUCAAAACAAUAGCAGCUAUAAAACUGGAUAAGGCUUAGUAUAUUUUAUUUUUUGUAAAAUUAACUUUAGCAGGUUUGAAGUAAGGUAUUAAAAAAUAGUAUACCCAAUAAAAAUAUGUGAACAGAAUGGGCAGCAAAAAAUGUGAAUGAAAAGUAGUGAGUUUUUAUUUUUCAACUUUUGCUUAAAAAGUCAUACUUCUUAUGGAUAAUUACAAAUAUUUAUAUAUUCUUGUAUAAUAUAUAAUAUGGUUGCAACCCAGUUUUUCAAUAUAUAUUUGUAUGUCUUUAAACCAGAAGAACCAGUGUUUCACCCACGAAAGAUCGCAAAACAAAAAAUAUACAUACAUAUAUAAUACAUAAAUAAAUUUUGCAUAAAUAUCUACAUACAACUUUGGUGUAUGCAAAUAUCGAGCGAAACGUCAUUGCUCAACAAAUAAGGUAUUUUUCUUUGAUAAAAAAUACAAAUAGUACAUUGAAAUAUAUAACAAAUUAUUUGCUCCUCCUUUAUGUAUGAAUAUAAACAAGAUUUAGGCAUUUACAACUACAUAAACAUAUGCAAAUUAUAGAAUAGAAAAACCACUUUUUAAUGAAAUAUUGAAGGAAAAUAUGCAUAACAGCAAAUAAAUUUCGUAUCUAGCUUAAAUAAAUCUAAAAAUAUAACUAAUUGAGUAUUUCAUACUUGCUAUAAAAAUAUUUACUCGCAAUAUUAUAUAAUAUAUGUUGAUAAAAAUGAAUAUGAACUCAAAAAGGUGUUAAAAAGAGCGUUUACUGAAACGAUCAAAAUACAAAAAUGUAAUGUAAAAUUGGAGCAUAUAGAUUUUGCGAACUUAAUACAUGCAUGCCUACAUUCUACGAGUGCAUUCUCACAUUAUUGCUUAUUUAUAUGAAAGAAAGCAAAUUCACAGGAAAGCAUUUUUAUUGUAAAAUAUUUACAUAUACAUACACUAGUAUAUUCUAGUAAAAAAACCAAACAAAAAAAUACUCUAUUUCUUAUGUGUACUUUCGAAAUAAAAUAAGUCUACAUUAAUAGUAAUGGUAACGAAAAUAUGAUUCCAAAAUGCUAUAAGCGUGAAUAAAUCUGAAAAUAUACAAAGGAGAAAUAAUAAAA